Sordaria macrospora k-hell is the source of this 1206-nucleotide messenger RNA. RefSeq lists its product as uncharacterized. Gene Ontology annotation, biological process: protein N-linked glycosylation. Gene Ontology annotation, molecular function: glycosyltransferase activity. The record is from RefSeq and is a predicted model, not a curated record. NCBI's taxonomy places the organism in Eukaryota, Fungi, Ascomycota, Sordariomycetes, Sordariales, Sordariaceae. Gene Ontology annotation, cellular component: Golgi membrane.
AUGUCGGUCCUACCUACCUUCUCCCAGCCUGCCCGGCGCCUCCUCAUCCUCCUCCCUGUCGUCUUUGUUACUCUGGCCCUUCUCACCGGCCUCUUCAAUGAGUCCGUUCGCUCGACCCUGCCAAAGGUAGUCAUUACCACCAACCCAUCCUCAACCAUCGACAACCCCUUCCACGGCGACUGUGCCGCCAACUCCACCAAUGGCCCGCUCGACAACCUCUCCUCCAUCGUCCAGGCCCUCUACGCGCCCCUCGUCGUUCCCAUCACAGCUCCCACAUUCACCGCCCGCGACGGCACCGUCAAACGCCUGCCUCCCGCCUCGGAGCUGGUCCACCACCAAUCGCUCGGCAAGCGCAUUUGCAUUCUCGACGUCGACACGCGCCCGCACACCGAAGACGGCGCCAUCUUCGCCUCCUCCUUCCCAACCUGGGACGCCCUGCGCCCUGGUUCCGCCGGCUUUCUCUCGCACUACCUGUACGCUUUGAUCCACGGGUACACGUACAAGUUCGUGCAAGCGCCGACAUACAAGGACCGGGCGCCGCACUGGACCAAGGUGAUUUUCACGCAGGAGCUGCUCAAGCAAUACGACAUCGUGGUGAUGCUGGACUACGACGCCGUGUUUCCCAGCCCCGAGCUGCCGCUGGAGUGGAUGCUCAACUACUGGAAGAUCGACGAGCAGGUGAUGGUGGCGAUGGCGCAGGAUCCGGACGCCGAAGUCAAUCGCGACUUGAGGGGGAACUUGAAUGUCAACACGGGCUUCAUCAUUGCGCAGGCGUCGGAGAACACGCAGCGGAUGUUCAAGGACUGGGCUGAGUGUCCCAACGAGACGAGAUACAAGGGCUGUGCGAGGUGGAAGGACGUGAUUUUCCAUGAGCAGGCGGGCUUUAGCUCCCAUGUCAGGUACGACUUCUUGGACGGGCUGACUAUCGAGGAGGAGCCGGGCAAGAGCAUGUUGAGGGUUCUGCCGUGUGACGAGGCGAACGGGAUACCGGAGAAGAAACACCUGGGCUGCUCCGGGCAGCUGGUCAGGCAUUAUUGGGGCAAUAAGGAGAUGACCAAGAGGGAGCUUAAUGACAACGUCAUGAAUGCGAUGCUGCCGCUGUUGCUGCAAUCGGCCUUUAAGGGAGGUGAUUCGGCGACGAAUGCGGUGGUGGAUUAUAGGAACAAGGUGUUGGAGGGGGAUCAGAUUCUCGAUAAGCCGCUUUGA